AUGGCGUAUGGCCUCGCCAUCGCUACUGUCAGCUGCCUCAUGGUCUCCCAGCUGUACAUGUGGCGCUUGGAAGACUUCCGGCGUGCCUGGCAUUUGUUGCAGGAGCCGCUGGUGAUGCAAGUCAUCGGGGCUGCCGCCCUGAUCUUGGCCUACAUGAGCCAGCACAAGCCUUCUGUGUAUUGUUUGGAGAACUUAGUGUACAAGCCGCCACAAGAUUGGGAGGUGUCGCAGAAGCAGAUCGUGAAAAUGCUGGAGGCGCAGCAUUGUUUUAACGAAGCCUCCAUUGACUUCCAGCAGCGGAUCCUGGAUAAUUCGGGCACUGGCCCGUCCACGCAUUGGCCGCCAGGCGGGGCAAGCAGUUUGCUCAGCCCCUUAGACCUUAGGCUGGAUCCCAUGACCCUAAGACUUGGCUUUCAAUCGGUGAUGUUUUCGCUGGUGCGAGACCUGCUGAAGCGCAGCAAGGUGAAGCCUCAGCAGAUUGAUUUCCUCAUUGUGAAUUGCUCCCUGUUUUGCCCCACACCCUCGCUCUGCGCGAUGGUGUGCAACGAGUUCGGGCUGCGCCAGGAUGUGCGAUCCUACAACUUGGGGGGCAUGGGCUGCUCCGCAAACGUGAUCUCAGUAGAUCUUGCCAAGCAGCUGCUGGAGAACCGCCCGGGAUCACGGGCUCUGGUGAUAUCCAUGGAGAACAUCACACAAAACCUGUACAAGGGCAACGACAAGUCGAUGCUGCUGCAGAAUACGCUUUUUCGCUGCGGUGGCUGUGCGCUGCUUCUCUCCAGCCGGGUUCUGGACUCUAUGAAGGCCAAGUACAAGCUUUUGUACACCUUCCGCUCACAGCUGUCGGAUGACAAUUCCUACAACUGCGUGUACCAGAAGCAGGAUAGCGAGGGCAACAGUGGCGUGGCCCUGUCCAAGGACCCGCUUGAACCUCGUGUCGCGCUGCUUGUGAAGCUGUGGCAUGCGUUCCCA
Molecule: messenger RNA, 969 nt
Organism: Effrenium voratum
Lineage: Eukaryota; Dinophyceae; Suessiales; Symbiodiniaceae
Source: the annotation of a GenBank genome assembly